Nomia melanderi (Alkali bee) is the source of this 2069-nucleotide messenger RNA. It is a transcript of the gene Kap-alpha3, whose product is annotated as karyopherin alpha3. The record is from RefSeq and is a predicted model, not a curated record. Gene Ontology annotation, biological process: protein import into nucleus. NCBI's taxonomy places the organism in Eukaryota, Metazoa, Arthropoda, Insecta, Hymenoptera, Halictidae. Gene Ontology annotation, cellular component: cytoplasm. Gene Ontology annotation, molecular function: nuclear import signal receptor activity; protein binding.
UAAGUCUGUGCACAAGUUUCCGUAGCGCCACCUUGUUCAGGUUUGAUCCACGUUCUUUUCAGAACGGUUGAAACGUUGCGUUCGUGUUGAGAAAACGUGACCACAGAGAACAUCGUGUGGCGGUCGCGAUUAGAAGAGCGAGUGUUAUGCAUGAUAUUGCAUAUUGACGUACAUUAAGGUUGUCGCGCGACGGCAUGCAGUUAUCGAAGUAAAUAGGCCGCAAUUACACGGGUACGGGAUUUUUCACGGUAACAUAGGUAUCCGGGUGCCGGUACAUAUCAAUAUACGCGAGCUCGAAGGAUUGGUUAUUGAAAAAAUGGCGGCGGAAAAUCUAAACAAGAACCGAAUGAUGGUUUUUAAGAACAAAGGCAAAGAUCAAGAAGAAAUGAGAAGAAGAAGAAAUGAAGUGACGGUGGAAUUACGUAAAAAUAAACGUGAUGAAACUAUACAAAAACGAAGAAAUGUGCCUGUUACAAAUCUUAUAGAUGAAGAUAAUUUGACGAAAAUUGAGUUGGAAGAGCUAGUUAGGAAUGCUGCUAGUUCAGAUCCAACUGUUCAGUUAGAAGCUGUACAAUCUGCAAGAAGGUUAUUAUCUUCAGAUCGUAAUCCACCAAUUGAUCCAUUAAUUGAUAGUGGUAUUUUACCAAUCUUAGUUCAUUGUCUUCAACAGCACAAUAGUCCAUCUUUGCAAUUUGAAGCAGCAUGGGCACUAACAAACAUUGCAAGUGGAACAUCACCUCAAACACAAGAAGUUGUAAAAGCUGGUGCUGUUCCACAUUUCCUGAAUUUGUUACUAUCAAGUCAACAGAAUGUUUGUGAACAAGCCGUAUGGGCUUUAGGAAAUAUUAUUGGAGAUGGUCCAGCGUCUAGGGAUUAUGUUAUUACUCUUGGCGUUGUAAAACCAUUGUUAACAUUUAUUAAACCGGAUAUACCUAUUAGUUUUUUACGUAAUGUAACAUGGGUAAUCGUGAAUUUAUGUAGGAGCAAAGAACCUCCACCACCUGUUCAAACAAUUAAGGAUAUUUUGCCUGCACUUAAUGUACUCAUACACCAUUCAGAUAUUAAUAUCCUUGUCGAUACAGUUUGGGCAUUGAGUUACCUCACUGAUAGUGGUAAUGAACAAAUUCAAAUGGUUAUAGACAGUGGUGUUGUACCACGUCUUAUACCACUUCUCUCGCACAAAGAAGUUAAGGUACAAACGGCUGCUUUGAGAGCGGUUGGUAAUAUAGUAACGGGUACAGAUGAACAAACGCAGACUGUAUUAAAUUGUGAUGCGCUUUCGCACUUCCCUAAUCUAUUGACUCAUCCAAAAGAAAAAAUCUGUAAAGAAGCAGUCUGGUUCCUUUCUAAUGUAACGGCAGGUAAUCAAACACAAGUACAGGCUGUUAUGAAUGCUGGGUUAUUACCACUUAUUAUUCGUAAUUUAUCGAAGGGUGAUUUCCAAACAAAAAAAGAAGCAGCAUGGGCAAUCAGUAAUUUGACGAUAAGUGGCAACAGAGAUCAAGUUGUGCAGCUUAUACGAGAAGGCGUCAUUGAACCCUUCUGUGACCUCCUUUCCUGUAAAGAUACUCAAGUUGUACAUGUUGUUUUAGACGGUAUACAUAAUAUGCUCAAAUUUGCCGGACCAGAAGUUGAGUACUUGGCUAACAUGAUCGAAGAAUGUUCAGGUUUGGAUAAAAUCGAAGCUCUUCAAAAUCACGAUAAUGUAGAAAUUUAUAAAUUAGCAUUUGAUAUCAUCGAGCAAUACUUUUCUGAAGAGGCAGAUGACACGAACUUGGGGCCGCAGGUCGGAGAAGGUACAUUCGAAUUUGAUCAGACGUCGACUAUUCCAAGCGAGGGUUUUAAAUUCUGAGAAGGCCUCCAUUAUUUCUCAUCCGAUCGUGCCGUCCCCCGACAAACUCCAUUACGGAGUCAUUCUGCUUACCCUUUCCUAUUCUUAUGUCUUAUUCUUGCUCCAAUGACAACACGUGGUGUUAUCAAUACGCCACCGCUGAACCAAGAAUCAUGUUUUUUUUUGCUAAUCCAAAGGUAUGACAGUGACUAUUCACCCGAUAAAAGGGGAUAUCAAA